AUGGGAGACUCGUAUCGCCCCGGAGGCGGUGGCGGGCGAUCGCUCGCAGACCGCAUGACGUUCACCAGCGGUGGAGGGGACAACUACCGUCCUGGCGGUCCUCAGCAGGGUCGCAGUAAUUCCGAAUUCACAUUCUCAUCGAAUCACGAUGGCCCGCGGUUCCCGCCUUCUGGGCCGGCCAAUGCAGGGCCACCUGCGAGGAGGCGCAACAACCGCGGCGGUGGCCAGCAUGGCCAACGCGACUCGAGGCGCGGCGACUCCAACGGCUUUCGCGGCAGAGGUGGUGGCCGAGGAGGCUACCGCAAGCCUCAGGCCCAUGAGCGCGCUCUUCUCACUGUUCAAGACCGCGGUAGUCCCGAGCGCACCCUGGGUGUUGCCGAUGGUUCGCACAAGUUCAUGAACGUUGAUGACAUGUUGGAAGAUGAAGAAGAUGGAGAGGCUGUCAACGAUGCUGAAGAGGCUUCAGUCGAUGGCGAGAACGGUGUUCAUAAAAUUGCCCGCACUGCGAAUGGACGUGCUGAUGGCGAUUCGGUACCGAAGUGGAGCAAUCCUGAGAUCUACUCUGCCCUUCCUCCACCUGAGGAGCUGAGACCUGGCAAGAAGAUUGAUUUCGUCCAGUUGAUUCGAAAAGCGAAGAACGAAGCUGCCGAAAAGGCUGACGGCAACAACGCCGUGGCCGCGAACGAUGACUUUAUCUCCUUUGGGGAUGACAACGGUUCUACCCAGACUGCAGAUGCGCAGACCGUCGAUGACGAAGAGCCCAAGCGAAACAAGCGGCCACAAGACGGAGGCUUCGUACAAGGCCCGUUGAACGAUCUCGACUACGUGGACUCGCUCGUCAACAACGGUCCUCAGAACAAGCGCUCACACCAGGCUGCCGACCUGUACGAGCAGCCACAGCAGAGCAAGUCCAAGCGCAAGCGAGGAGAAGUUGAGAACGUGCGAGGCGUUGUUCAGGAAUGGAUGGGUACUGCGCGUUGCGACACAGCGCCGUGGCUCGAUCCAAGGCACAGUUAUGCUCACCUUGUCAACGACCCUUUGAAAUGGUUACACAACGAGAUUCUUGACUUCUACGACUUCGUUGCGCCUCAACCAUACGAGCACGACGUCCGUCACCGACUGGUCCAGCGGGUGCAACAAGCUCUAGGCACUCAGAGAUUCCCCCAAGACACUGGCCGCAUCCUGUGCUUUGGUUCGUUUCCUGCUGGUCUUUACCUGCCAACUGCGGAUAUGGACCUCGUCUAUACCUCUGACAGCUUCUAUCAAGGUGGUCCGGCAGCUAUGGACUUUAGCAACAAGAGCAUCGUCAACUCCACCUUGAGAAAGGCCGCCAGAAGGCUCGAAAAUGUACGCAUCGCUACCAACGUACUGUGCAUCACCAAAGCCAAGGUGCCAAUCAUCAAGUUCGUGGACCGACUGACCAACAUCAACGUCGACAUAUCGUUUGAGAACCUUAGCGGAGUUCAGGCACAGGCGACAUUCCAGCAGUGGAAGCAUGACUAUCCUGACAUGAUCUACAUGGUUGCUCUGCUGAAGCAAUUCCUUGUCAUGCGUGGCAUGAACGAGGUACACACCGGUGGUAUCGGGGGUUUCAGCAUCAUCUGCCUCGUUAUUAGCUACUUCCAGCAUAGCAAGAAGCCGGAGAACCUUGGAGACUGUUUCCUGGGCUUCCUCAACUACUACGGCAAUGAGUUCGAUCUCCGGACCCAGCGUAUUCAGAUGCAUCCUCCAGCGAUUAUUCAGAAGAACGGGUACGACGUUGAUGGUCGCGCAGAGAGGCCUGACGGACUGUCCAUUCAGGAUCCGAACCGUCCAGAGAACAACAUCUCUGGUGGAUCUCACAAAGCAUGGGAAGUGUUCCGUGCUUUUGGCUCCGCGUAUAGAGUCCUGAAGGAUCGUAUCGAUUCCAGGAGCCCUAGCAGAAGCAUCCUCGAGUGUCUUCUAGGUGGCAACUAUGAGACGUACAUCAUGCAGCGGCGUCAUAUGCAGACUCUGAAGUAA
Messenger RNA from Ascochyta rabiei, 2001 nucleotides. RefSeq names its product Polynucleotide adenylyltransferase. Gene Ontology annotation, cellular component: nucleolus; TRAMP complex. Bases 1 to 2001 code for a protein of 666 amino acids. Gene Ontology annotation, molecular function: poly(A) RNA polymerase activity; mRNA binding. The record is from RefSeq and is a predicted model, not a curated record. NCBI's taxonomy places the organism in Eukaryota, Fungi, Ascomycota, Dothideomycetes, Pleosporales, Didymellaceae. The transcript is spliced from 2 exons. Gene Ontology annotation, biological process: RNA 3'-end processing.